Messenger RNA from Rangifer tarandus platyrhynchus (Svalbard reindeer), 1149 nucleotides. The record is from the annotation of a GenBank genome assembly. NCBI's taxonomy places the organism in Eukaryota, Metazoa, Chordata, Mammalia, Artiodactyla, Cervidae.
AUGGAGAGAAAAGGUUCCCUCAGAGGGCAUCCCCGGGGCAAGCAGGAGGCAGACCCGAAUGAACAGGCGUCCCGGGCCGCCGAUCCCAAGUCGGCGUGGCCAGCGUUUGCCCAAGUCAUCGGCAAGGCACCCGGAGCGCCUAGGGCGGCCCCCAACCUGGGGCCCGACUCCCCGCCCCAGACCCCGCUUACCUGCUUACAUGGCCCCGUCGGAACCCCGGAGUCCCGCGCCGAAAGGCUGCCCUCCGCGGGCGGCGGAGCCCCAAGUCCCCCCAAGGAAUUGAUUCCAGUGGCUGGCGGAGGAGGGGCGGAGGGAAGGAGCCGGAGGAGGCGAAAGGGGAGGGAGGUUUCCGCCGCGAUCCCGGCGCGAGAGUUGGCGCGGGGGCGCCCGGAGAAGGGGGGGAAAGGAGGAUCACCCAGGCGCGGGGCUGUCCCGCCAGAGAGGGGGCCGGGACGGGGAGGCUGGCCGAGGUGGGAGGGGACGCGCCGCCAGGGGCCACGGAGUGGCGGCCGCUCGCAGAGAACCGGCGCCCGGAGGGCAGGCGGCGGAACGAGGACGAGCGCAGCAACCUGCCCCCGGACUGCGCCCGCCGCGCCCUCCCCGGGGAGAGAAAAGUUGGGACGAACUUUCAAGGGCCGGGAGAGCCAGAGCGGCAGGAAAUGCGAGCGGCCGCGAGAGGAGGGAGGAAGGGGCCUGGCGAGUGGGAGGGGACGGAGCAGGCGCCGGCGGCCGCGGCUCCCCCACCCCCGGGCCCGGCUCGGCGGCGCGGGGGGAGCGCGGGGCGCGCGCCGGGGGCGGGGAGGAAUGCGGCGGGACGCGCGGGCGCGCGCGCGGGGGCGCAGGGGGGCGGCGCGGGCAGGGGAGCCCCGGCUCCCGAGCCCCGGGCGCGCGUCCUUGGGGACGUCACAGCGCUGGAAUCCGAGGAAUGCCGAACUGCCGGAGCUCCUUCUGCAGGCCCGGGAGAAGUCGCGCACUUUUAUAAAUGUGGUGGCUUUGGGAGAAGGUUUUCAAAGAAUCGCCCCACCCAGCCGGCGUAGGCACUGGGAGGAAACUUCCUUGGCAUUUUCGGAGGUGGAGUUAAUGAGACGCAGCUGGGAAGCCUGGUGCACUGAAGUCCAUUGGAUUGCAGAGUUGGACAUGACUGGGUGA